This is a messenger RNA of Acanthosepion pharaonis, 561 nucleotides long. The record is from the annotation of a GenBank genome assembly. NCBI's taxonomy places the organism in Eukaryota, Metazoa, Mollusca, Cephalopoda, Sepiida, Sepiidae.
AUGUGCUUCUCUGUUGAUGUACUGAAAAUUGGUGAUUUUAUUCUUUCUUACCUCUCUACAGAAGAGAGACCUGCUGUUGAAUCUGUCUCUGCAGUUAAUAAUAUUCUUUGCAUUCCUACAGAACAAGAAGUUCAUGAAGAUAUUUUGGCUGAAAGAAAAAGUGAAAAAAAGCCAAUGAUUGAGCAAGCACAAGAAUCUGAAGUGACAUUUGAACAAGCUCAUGAAGCUGAAGUGAUCAUUGAACAAGCUCGUGAAACAGAAAUGACUUUUGAACAAGCUCAGGAAACAGAAGCCACAUUUGGUGAAGAUGUUGAAAUAAAGACUGUUUUAGAACAAUCCACUGAAGUGAAGACUACUAUUGAAAAAAGGCAUGAAGCUGAGCCUCUUAUUGAACAAGCACAUGAAGCAGAAAUAAUAACUGAACAUAAACACCAAGAGGAAGUUAUCUCUGAACAAGAACAUGAAGUAGUUGCUACUACUGGUGAGUGUUGGAUAUCCAUUUGUGAUAGUGAUUUUGUAAUCAAUAUUACUUCGAAAGAUUAUCUUUUUAGAUCAAUUUAA